Molecule: messenger RNA, 6183 nt
Organism: Humulus lupulus (European hop)
Lineage: Eukaryota; Viridiplantae; Streptophyta; Magnoliopsida; Rosales; Cannabaceae
Exons: 2
Coding region: 3956-5506 (516 amino acids)
Molecular function (GO): nucleic acid binding; zinc ion binding
Source: RefSeq, a predicted model, not a curated record
UUUAGGGUUAAAACAUGGCAGUUCUUUAUUUCUUCUCCAAAGUCGUGGCCCUAGAGCAGUCUGUGCCCUGCUCGAACCCUUUCCUCUCAUGCGACGGAGCCCUUGCGACCAUCCAGCCGUUCGACGGCAGAAGGAGAAGAUGAGGUUGGCAGGUUGCUCCAUUUUUCGACCUAGGCAACGUAGAGGACGAUGCGGACCGCCAUUUCUGGCGGCUCGGAGCUCUUGUCGCCGUUCGGUCUCCUUCUCGCACUAGCAAAAUCACUUUCCCUUCUUGCCAUAAACAGGUAAAGGAAAUGAAAAACUUGGCCAGCCUUGAGUGGAGAGCUUGGGCGGUGUGAUGUACAUACAGGGCCGCUUGACCGCCACGGUCAAGGAGUUCUCAGAGGAACUAGGGGUUUACCCUAUUUUUGCCGCUUAGGCCGGCGGAGUUUGUAAAUUUGGAACUAUAGCGACUCUUUUGUAAUACGAACUACUUGUAAACAUUUUCAAAGGCUCAUGAGCAGUUUAUUUACUUAAUGAAAUGUACCCUUUCCUUUUUACUGGUUUUCCACCUUAACCUGAUAAUAACACUUAGAUCACGUUUUUAACCAAAGGACUCGGGUAGCAGGUCAAAUUUCCGGUUCACCGUUCUCCGUAACUGUUCUGGGGUAGCCAGGGCGUUACAAAUACCCUGAUGAUGGCCCACAAUAUUGGACCUGAAGUGAGAGGCCUUGUAUUCCCUUCGACUCUGGUCAGACCGGUUAGACAAUGGUUCAAGCAAUACAAAAAGCAUUCUAUCAGCUCGUGGAAGGGCUUCUCCGCUGAUUUCAAGAGGGCGUUCCAGGCUUCUCAAGUGGCUCGCAUCAAGACAGACUCCCUUGGAAAUGUAAAGCAGCAGCCUGGAGAGCCUCUAAAAGCAUAUUUGAGUAGGUUCGCCAAUAUUGAUGCGCGAGCUAGAGACGUGGACGAAGGUUCUAGGCUCAUGGCGAUGAGAACAUGAAUCCUUGUUGGGGGCGACCUAUGGAAAGAAAUCCAAAGAAAGGGCGUCAACACCAUGGAUGAGUUCCUUAACAGGGCUCAAAGGUGGAUCAACUUGGAAGAGGCACGAGCUUCGGUCGCAGGAACUAGCCAAGUCCCUGUCAGCCUGUUGGAGCGGUAAUGGACGUCGCAGCUACGGCUCAAACCGUUACGCAAAAUAACCAAGGGGGAAGUAGCAAGAGGAAGGGAAGUGAUGAGGGCGACCAGAAUGGUUCAAAGAAAAACAAACCCGUGGAGAAGUUCAAACCGAUCUAUGCGACUUAUGCCGACCUCAUAGAUACUAGAGAGUGUGAUGAGGACACCAAGACUAAAGAUCCAAGUCUAGUUCCAGUUGGUCUGGUGACGAGGGCACGAGCCAAAAGACUCAGUUUAGGAGCUUGAUGAGUCUUAUUGUAUUUUGUCAUCUUGUAUUUUUUAUUUAGUCUUUGUUUAUUUUUUUGUGAAAAGUCAAACACUUGACUUGGGUGAGUCCAAGAGUCCUUUUGCUUUAUUUUUCGGUUUUAUUUUUUCGGUUUUCAUUAGGAAGACAAAAGGUUGUCUUUAUUUUUCGGUUUUCUUUAGGAAGACCAAGGGGUUUGUGUGUGUGGAAUUUUCGUCCUUAUUAGGACUGCCAAAACUAUUGGAAAACCAGAUUAUGUUGAAUGAAAUUGUGAGUUUAUUUCUUCUUGAGUUCUUGAAGAAACUUUUGAACUUAUCAAGGAGAUUCCUUGUGGCGUUCAUCCUGACUUAUCAAACGGAUUCCAUCCCCGUUUGUGGCGUCUUCCUCAUACCAAGGUUCGUGCUUGGCUAAGAAUUGGGUCGUGGUUCCAUUCCAAUCUCGUAUGUUCUUGGUGGCUGUUCCAUAUUUGGUGUCGGGUUUCAUCACAAUGUUGGUGUGGUUCGUAUCAGUUGGUAUCAGAGAUUAGGAUCAUCCGGUUUGGCCUAUCCUUUUUCAUUUGUGUUUUCUAUUCAAUUCGUUUUUUUUUUCAAUUCUGAAAUAAAAAAAGAAAAAGAAAAAGAUUCAUCAUCUAGUCGUGUUUUGAUUUCUUUGUCCUUGUUUCCUUGUGAAAUCUGAAACUAUUCUAGAGCUUGUUGUUUUCCUUAUUUCAAUUGUUUCCUUGUUUGAAAUCCGAGCCUAGGUUCAUACGGUUUGGCCUAUCUUUUUUUUUUUUUUUGUUUUUCCAUUUCGUUUCUUUGUUCAAAUAUUGCAAUUGAAUUAGGGUUUCUGAAAUUUCCCCUAUUUUGUUUUCUUUUCGUUUCUAAAAUCUUGAAUUAGGGUUCUUAAUUGUGAAAACCGAAUUUUCAUUGAGUUCCUCUUGUUUUGUUGUGAAAUCCGAAUGUGCUUUGGGUUUCUCUUGUUCUUAUUGUGCAAUCCGAAUUGGCAUUGAGUUUUCUCUUAUUCUUAUUGUGAAAUCUGAAAUUGGGAUUGAGAUUCUCUUAUUCUUAUUGUGAAAUCUGAAAUUGGGAUUGAGUUUCUCUUGUUCUUAUUGUAAAAUCUGAAAUUGGGUUUGAGAUUUCUCUUGUUCUUAUGGUGAAAUCUGAGUUGGGCUUGAGUUUCUCUUAUUCUUAUUGUUAAAUCCGAAUUUUGCCUUGGGUUUCUCAUGUUCUAGUUGUGAAAUCCGAAAUUGGUAUUGAUAAUUCCCUUGUUUCAAUUGUGUCCCUGGUUUCAAUUGGUUCCUUUAUUGGUUGUGGAAUCCGAGACUGUUAUAGUGCCACAAAUUAUUUUGGUUUUGAUUUUAUUGGUUGAAUCACAGAUUAGAUUUUGGGAAUAAUCGUUUUGUGUUAUUGGGAUUGUUCUUGAAUCUGUUAUAGUACCACAGUUUGCUUGGUUUUCAGAUUGGUUCUUUGGUGUUCUUAAUUUCAAGGGGAUCCGAACUCUAAAAAUAAAAGAGUCUGGAAACCCCUCUUAAAAAUUUUUGUUCUAAUCUUGUUCCUUAUGGUCUAGAGGCCUUUUGACCAAAACCCCACACAAGUGUUCCAAAAAUCCUCAUUUUUCGUCAUUUUCACCUGUUUUCGUCGGUGUUCGUUUGGUUUGUUUGGUUGGAUUUGCUGCUUGAAUACUCCAUAUUACCGUUGGAUUAGUUUUGAAAGAACUUAAAGAAGAAUACGAGUGGAAAAAGGCAGAGGUGUGAGCCUAUUUGAGGGUAAAAGCCAUUGAAAUUGAGUGAAACACGAAGGGAUUUGAGUGAAAAUAUUAUUUGAGCGAAACACGUGAGGGAGUGUGGUGAGGUCUUUUCUCCAUAUUAUUCUAACCUUAUUUUGCAGAUUUCCAUCAUGGCACAAAAUCCAGAGAAAAAUGCAAGCAAUGAUAUUCCACCACUUGAAGUUCCGAAUCUGCAAAUGCAAGCACUAAUUGGGGAGAUGCGAAGGAUGAUGAGGGCGGAGUGUGAGCAAAUACAUGAGAGGUUGGAUAGGGUAGAAGAAGGAACACAACGGAGGCCACGGAGGAAUAGGGUGUACCAAAGGGGGGAUGAGAAUGAAGGGGAUUUAGAAGGGGUAGUUUCUGAUGAUGAGUUUGAUAGGAUGUCGACGGGUAACCAUAGGAGGUAUGGUGGGAAUAGAGAAGAUAGGAACCAGGUAGAUAAUUAUAUGGGGAAUAUCAAAAUGAGAAUCCCAGCAUUUCAAGGGAAGAGUGAUCCUGAAGCAUACCUUGAGUGGGAGAAGAAAAUGGAGCUAGUUUUUGAUUGUCACAACUACUCCGACAUGAAGAAGGUAAAACUUGCUACCAUUGAGUUUACUGAUUAUGCUAUUGUUUGGUGGGAUCAGUUGUGCAUCAACAGGAAGCGGAGUGGAGAUCGCCCUAUUGACACAUGGGAGGCCAUGAAGAGGGUGAUGAGGCGACGGUUUGUACCACCUCAUUAUUAUCGAGAUCUCUACCUUAAGUUGCAGGGUCUUCGUCAGGGCUACAGAAGUGUUGAUGAGUAUUACAAGGAGAUGGAGAUGGCUAUGAUUAGAGCCAAUGUUGAAGAGACUAUUUGAACUUAUCAAGGGUAUUCCUUGUGGCGUUCAAUCCGACUUAUCAAACGGAUUCCCAUCCCCGUUUGUGGCGUCUCCCUCAUACCAAGGUUCGUGCUUGGCUAAGCAUUGGAUCGCGGUUCUUCAUUCCAUUUCGUGUGCUCUUGGUGGCUGUGCCAUAUUUGGUGUCGGGUUUCACCACAAUCGUUGGUGUGGUUCGUAUCAGUUAAAUGUGGAAGAGGAUCGGGAGGCAACCAUGGCAAGGUUUUUGAAUGGGUUGAACCGAGAGAUUGCUAAUCCAAUUGAGCUACACCAUUAUGUGGAAUUGGAAGAUUUGGUGCAUAUGGCAAUCAAAGUUGAGAGGCAACUCAAGAGGGGUAGUACAAGUUCAAAGCCAAGACCGAGCCCACACAAUUCAAGUGCAACACCUUGGCGGUCAAACUAUCCAAAGAAGGAAGAAGACCAACCUACUUCAUCCUUUACAGCAAAACCAGCCACGACCCCUCAAGGUAAAACAGCCCCUACUUCGUCCCGUUCUAGUGAGAUAAAGUGUUUCAAAUGUCAGGGGCGAGGACACAUAGCUAGCCAAUGUCCAAACAAGAGAGUUAUGGUGAUUCGAGAAAGUGGCGAGCUCGAUUCUGAAGAUGAAGAUGAUCUUGCUGACAUGCCACCAUUGGAAGAUGCUUUUAUCGAUGAUGAAGAGUAUGGGCCAGAAUCUGGUGAGAUGCUUGCACUAGUCACACGACGAGCUUUGAAUUUGCAAGCAAAAGAAGAGGAAGAAGAGGUGCAGCGGGCGAACAUCUUUCACGCUCGUUGUCAUGUGAAAGACAAGGUAUGUAGUGUGAUUAUUGAUGGAGGUAGUUGUACUAAUGUUGCUAGUUCUUCCAUGGUUGAGAAGCUGGGGCUCCCAACGCUUAAACAUCCUUGUCCAUACAAGUUGCAGUGGUUGAAUGAUAGUGGUGAAGUGAGGGUUACAAAACAGGUGCUGGUAUCAUUUCGAAUUGGCAAGUAUGAGGAUGAGGUAUUGUGCGAUGUGGUUCCCAUGCAAGCUGGACACCUCCUUCUAGGAAGGCCUUGGCAAUUUGAUCGGCAGGUGCAGCAUGACGGCUUCACCAACAAGUAUUCAUUCACAUUCCGUCAACGAACAAUCACUCUAGCGCCUUUGACACCAAAACAAGUAUAUGAAGACCAAGUGAGGUUGCAAAAAUUGAGUGAUAAAAAAAAAUUGAGUGAGCAAAAGAAGGAGAGUGAAAAGAUGAAUGAGAGUGAGAAAAAAGAGAGACAAAGAGAGAAAAUGGUCGAAUCAAGUGAGAGAGAAAAGAAAGAGAAGAGUUCGAUCAAUGCGGGAAAAUUAGAGAGAAAACAAAAUAAUUUUUAUGCAAAAAAAAGUGAGGUUAAGGAGGCCCUUUUAAACACUAACCAACUUGAUGCUAACAAGGAUCGUCACAAGCAGGUUUUUGACCCCGGUGAUUGGGUAUGGGUACACAUGAGGAAAGAGCGAUUCCCAGCACAAAGACGUUCCAAAUUGCUACCUCGAGGAGAUGGUCCAUUUUAAGUGCUAGAAAGGAUCAAUGACAAUGCCUACAGACUCGAUUUACCAGGUGAGUAUACUGUUAGUGCUACUUUUAAUGUUUCUGAUUUGAGUUCUUUUGAUGCAGGUGAAGAUUUGAGGACAAAUCCUUCUCAAGAGGGGGGGGAAUGAUGAGGACACCAAGACUAAAGAUCCAAGUCUAGUUCCAGUUGGUCUGGUGACGAGGGCGCGAGCCAAAAGACUCAGUUUAGGAGCUUGAUGAGUCUUAUUGUAUUUUGUCAUCUUGUAUUUUUUAUUUAGUCUUUGUUUAUUUUUUGUGAAAAGUCAAACACUUGACUUGGGUGAGUCCAAGAGUCCUUUUGCUUUAUUUUUCGGUUUUAUUUUUUCGGUUUUCAUUAAGAAGACAAAAGGUUGUCUUUAUUUUUCGGUUUUCUUUAGGAAGACCAAGGGGUUUGUGUGUGUGGAAUUUUCGUCCUUAUUAGGACUGCCAAAACUAUUGGAAAACCAGAUUAUGUUGAAUGAAAUUGUGAGUUUAUUUCUUCUUGAGUUCUUGAAGAAACUUUUGAACUUAUCAAGGAGAUUCCUUGUGGCGUUCAUCCUGACUUAUCAAACGGAUUCCAUCCCCGUUUGUGGCGUCUUCCUCAUACCAAGGUUCGUGCUUGGCUAAGCAUUGGGUCGCGGUUCCAUUCCAAUCUCGUAUG